Messenger RNA from Acipenser ruthenus (sterlet), 3128 nucleotides. RefSeq names its product piggyBac transposable element-derived protein 4-like. Lineage: Eukaryota; Metazoa; Chordata; Actinopteri; Acipenseriformes; Acipenseridae. The record is from RefSeq and is a predicted model, not a curated record. The transcript is spliced from 3 exons. The coding region runs from base 817 to 2853 and encodes 678 amino acids.
CGACACGCAGACUUUCGUCAUUCUGCGCAGAAUCUGUGCAGAAUCGGAGCAAGAAGCCAAUGGAUUUUCAGAGUCUUUGCAGAACCUGCGCAGACUCAGCAAAGUCUGCCUCUCGUGAACGCACCCAUAGUCCUAGCUGAAUAUACGCCUCUCUUUCUCCAAAGUCGCUGGGUGCGUUCAUGAAGAUCAUUAUGCGCAGAAUAUGACCAAUUUAUGGAAGAUAAUUUGGCUAAACUGGUCAGAUUCUGCAGAGAAUGAUCUCCGUGAACACGCCCUCUUAUUUCUGUAAUGAAAUGGGGCGUCACUGGCAGUGGGCGUGCCUGGUUGGAACCGUCACGUAUUAUUGGCUGCAGAAACACUCGAAACCCAGCUUGCGAAACUGAUUGGCUGAACCUCCCUGUGGAAAGAAGGGCGGGAUCGCGAUGACCUGCUGUGGAUCCGAAAUGGCGCCAGUUUCGUCUCUCUGCUUUGUGGUCGAAGAGUUUGUAUUCUGAAGCUGCUGCUCGGGAUGUGAGAGCGUGGGUCAUUGUCCGUGGCAGUGGACACGACUAACACGCACACGUAUGUAAUUGUAUAUAACUUCUGUUUUGUUUGUCCGUGGGCUCGAUAUGGUGCCGACCCCCUAGUCAUUGUACUUGUUUGAUUUAUUAACUGAUUAUAGAGUUUGUUUUUCUUUUUUUUCUUUGAAUGGUUUUAAAGUGACGGUUUAGAUUUGAAAAGGAAGUCUGGAGACCGACGAAAGAAAGAACUACAACUUACGCAGACUGCAGAGAGAGAGUGAGAACGGAUCAGCCUCACUCAAAGGAAGUUUCUGAGAUGGAAGCAGCUCACAUCAGCCCAGAGCUUCCUAUGCGAUGGGUUGUUUCUGCAGACAGGACUGUUGAGAUCAAGGAGGAAGUGACUGAGCUGGGGUGUGACCAGGCCAAUGAGCGGAUCCUGCAGGAGGAAACGCCACCUUCUAGCAUCACUGAGAGAGGUACACUGACAGAGACCAGGCUGAAACUCAAAAUGGCCCAAAGAAGACGGAUGACCACUCAAGAAAGGAUUGAUAUGCUUACCGCUUUGUCCGAAAAUGAUUCUGAUGCAGGGAAUGUGAGUGAUUACGACAGCGAUGAAUCCUGGAUUUGUGAUACAGUCAGUUCCACCAGUGAAAGCGAGGAAGGUGCCACUGAAGUGCCACGAUCACACAGAGGGCUCCCCAGGGGCAGAAGAGGUUGUGGCAGAAGCAGCAGUCUUGGGGAAUCCUCUGCAGUGCCAGCCGCUUUGCCUGUAUCGUCUCCUGCAGCAGCUGCAGGCAUGCCAGCCAUGCCAACCGCUUCACCCGCAGCAGUACCAAGGACAGCGACUCCAGCUGCAUCGCCAGCACGAACGGGCAUUCAGGAGACUGGGAAAGAUGGCACUGUUUGGGAAAUUAUAAGUCCCGGUGUUGAUGCUAUGGGAAGACGGGCUGCACAAAAUGUUUUGACUGAAACGUCAGGUCCCACGCCGUACGCAAAACGCAACAUCAAUAGCAUUCUCAGUGCUUUUCAUUUAUUGAUUGAUAUGCGAAUGCUACACCACAUUCAACGCUGUACUGUAGCAGAGGCACAUAGGAUACAAAAUAAUGAUUCCUGGGCAAUGUCGUUGGAGGAAUUAGAAGCGUUUAUUGCAAUCCUGUAUGUUCGAGGAGCGUAUGGUGGUAAAAGCCUUUACCUGGAGAGCCUUUGGUCUACACAAUGGGGAAUUACUUUUUUUAUAGAGACAAUGUCACAGAAUCGUUUUCGAGAAAUCAUGAGGUUUUUGCGUUUUGAUUUUAGAGCAACGAGAAGGGCCCGCCUUCAGACAGAUAAAUUUGCCCUGGCAUCAGAAAUUUGGAACGGCUUCAUUGAAAACAGCAUUGCCUGUUACAAGCCCGGAGAGAACCUUACAGUGGAUGAGCAGCUGUUUUCCACAAAAGCACGGUGUCGCUGGACACAAUACAUGCCAAACAAACCUGAUAAAUUUGGGAUCAAGUUUUGGCUGGCAGUGGACGUUGAGUCCAAAUAUGUGGUGAAUGGUUACCCCUACCUGGGCAAAGAUGAAACUUGCCCAGCUGGUCAGAGACUGGGUGACAAUGUGGUACUUAGGCUGAUGGAACCAUACUUAGGAAAAGGGAGGAAUGUUACCACUAACAAUUUUUUUACUUCACUGGAAUUGGCAAAAAAGUUGAAGAAAAAGAAAACCAGCCUGGUUGGAACAGUGAACAAAGCAGGAAGAGAGCUUCCACCAUCUUCGCAAAACUUGCAACCACAGCUGUACUCCAGUACAAUUUUGAAACACAAUGACUGUGCUACACUAACUGUUUACAAGUGCAAGCCGAGAAAGAAUGUCAUUAUUCUCAGCUCCCGUCAUACGUCCGUUGCCAUCGGGACUGUUGACAAGAAAAAACCAGAGACUGUGGAUUUCUACAAUGACACAAAGCACGGGGUGGACGUUUUAGACCAGAUGGCACGUCAGUACUCUGUGAAAGCUGGUUCUCGACGCUGGCCAGUUGCUGUGUUUUACAAUGUGCUGGACCUGGCAGCCAUCAAUUCCUUCGUUUUGUACAAGGAAUGCACCGGAGAAAAUAUCAGUAGGAGAGAUUUCAUCUUGAAGCUAGCCACAGAGCUUCGGCAGAAACAUUUCGAUCAGAAAACUGCAAAGCAGCAGGGAAACGCAGCUCAACCUGGAUUCAGUGCUGCACCCAGCGACACACGCAAGAGAAAGCAAUGCAAGGUAGCUAAAUGCAAUAAAAAUAAAACUUCUGAUAUCUGUGCCCAAUGUGAAAGAGCAGUAUGUGGUAAAUGCACAGGAAAAGUUGAGAAGCGUUACAUCUGUGUGGAUUGUGCUACUUAGGGGGCUACUUUGAAGUCCAUUUCCCUGAAAGCACAUUCAUGUUACAUAAUGGGAGUUGAGAUCUUUUUUAAUGCUAUUUUGUAUGUACAUAUACCUGUUUAAACACUAGUUUCUUUUGAAAUGUUUAUUUUAUUAUAGUUUCUCAUUUUUUGAAGUAGUGCUUUGUGUGGCAAGUUGGAAAAUAAACCCUUUUAUGUUUAAUUGUUCAUUUAAAUAAGUGUUUUGGCUGUGCAGAUGUUUGAUAUGACGUGCUUGAAUAAAACGUUUGAGUCGUA